Drosophila grimshawi is the source of this 7602-nucleotide messenger RNA. RefSeq names its product dedicator of cytokinesis protein 9 (gene Ziz). NCBI's taxonomy places the organism in Eukaryota, Metazoa, Arthropoda, Insecta, Diptera, Drosophilidae. The transcript is spliced from 14 exons. The coding region runs from base 546 to 7403 and encodes 2285 amino acids. Gene Ontology annotation, molecular function: guanyl-nucleotide exchange factor activity. Gene Ontology annotation, biological process: small GTPase-mediated signal transduction; positive regulation of GTPase activity. The record is from RefSeq and is a predicted model, not a curated record.
GCUAAGAGCAUCACUUUAUCUAUUGCUUAAAGCCACACGCUAAACACGCGAAAAGCAAAAGUGAAUAGCAAAAUACCAAUUAACAAAGUAUUUAAACAAAACGCGAAAAGCUGUUUAUAGCAUACAAAACAGCUGCCAAUAAAUUCAAGUUAAUUAACAAAACAGUUGGAUGCUGUAUGUGUGAGUGUGUGUGUUCAAAAACGAAAAUAUUUUCCUAAAAGUUUGUAGGUGUGUGUGCGUGUGUGUUCCAGUUUUGUGUAUAACAAAAAGAAUUCUGUGUUGAGUGUCCUUUGAAGGUGGUGCAGGAUAACAACGCAUUAGUCAUCAGCAGAGGCAGCGCAGUUAGCAGCGCAUCCUGUCUGUUGUCGCCGGUUCUUGUUUUGCAUACAGCACAAAAACAAAAACCAACAAAAAAGCUGGAACAACAACAACAAUAACAACACAACAACUUGUUCUCCAUGCACCGUUUAACCCCUGCGUAACAACAACAAGGAGAAGAACAAGAAGAGUAAGAAGAAGAGCGAACGAACGAAGGGAAAUUGAGAAUGGAGCGUAAAUUCACGCGGGGCUUGAAUAAGCCCGGCAUGGCCGCACAGCUGAGAGAGAGCGUCUCUCAGGUUGUGCGUGAGAGCGCAGUUUUGCUACACUGCCCUGGAAGCUAUCAGCGCAGUCUCUCCAUUUUGAGCAAACCACUCGUCGUAGAACCGAUCGACUUUGAAGCCUUUAUAGCCAAAAAUAAAACACUCAUACAAAAUGAUCCGCAGCGGGAGUUGCUCAUCUAUCCAGCAGACGACGUUUCGGAGAUUGUCAUGCCGCGUAAGCAGCGAACCAAUGCCAAAUCUGUUGCAGAUCGGUUUGAGCCACCCAAUGAGGCCAUUGUUUGUCCACUGCAUGGCUCUGUCGUGCUGGGCAGCAAUGGACACAGUCAGGUGAGCCGACAGAGCAGCCUGCAAUCGAAUGGCAGCCUGCAGAAUGGACACAGCAGUAACACCAGCCUGUCCAAUGGCAACGGGCAAUUGUCCCGGAAGAGUUCACAGUGCUCCAAUGGCUCUGGGAGUCGUAAGUUGUCGCACGAGUCAUCGUAUGAGUCGGCGCUGUCGUCCACAACACUCCGUUCGAAUCUGGCACAGCCCGAGGAGGUGGACGAGUAUGCGGAUGAGGAGCCAACAGCUGGCCAAGAUGCAGUUGCUCUGGGAAGCCGUGCCGAGUGCACGCGCUUCACACGGCAAGCUCUCUACACGUAUCGUGCCAAAAAUCAUCUCAUCCACUACAAGUACAAUGCAUAUGGUGGCAACUGCCACGAUCUGCCCAGCACUACGCCCGCAGAGGAGUUGUUGGAGGAGCUGUACGAAAUCGAUGCCGAUCAGGAUCGUAUCGAUGAGGAAAUGACGCGCUCCCAAGCGGACACAAUAACCAAGCAGGGUUAUCUGUUGAAAGGACCCGAUUCGGCAUCGGAUCGAAUGUUUGCCAAUAUUGGCAACAAGUCCUUCAAGCGUCGCUAUUGCUAUCUGCGCCAAGAGAUCGAUGGCACCUACAUGCUCGAAUUGCACAAGGAUGAAAAGCAGGGCGAUGCCAAGGCUACUAUUGUCAUGGACUUUUGCACGGAAGUGGUGCAGAAUCCCAAACGUGGUCGUUUCUGUUUUGAGCUGCGCAUGACAGCUGGCCACAAAUCCUUCACCUUGGCCGCCGAAAACGAGCAGGACUUUAAAGAUUGGCUAACCAAACUAUCCUCGGUGCUGGCACAAAACAAGGCACAGGAGGAGAAGCGCAACGCAUCUCUCGAACGGCAUCCGGCUGCCAAUGCGACACCUACACCACAACUGCAGCCACCGGCAAUGGAGCCGCAAACGUUUGGCACGCUCAAGGGCUUGGAUCAGUCGCUGCAUCCACAGCUGAUGAAAUAUGGACGCGAGACGGAUCACUCCAUAGCGCUGGCGCGUCGGGAGCAACGUCGUCAUCUUUUUGCCUGCUAUCAGAGUGCCAGCAAGGCUCUGUCCAAUGUCGACAAUGUCGAACAGUAUCGCGAACACUUUGGCACACGCAUCCUACUCAGCUGUCAGUGCCUGCGCUUCCGUUUGCAAUGCCAGCCUGCGGAUUUGACAGAUGGCGGCACGGCGGGCGACCAACUCUGCCAGGUGGAGCCGUACAUUACCAGUGUUGCACUCUACGAUGCCAAGGCGGGUCGCAAGCUCAGCGAGAGCUUCUACUUCAACAUCAAUGAGUCGGCAGCGGCUCAACUUCUGCCCAAUACCCCAGUGCCUGCCUCGGUGGCCGGUUGUGGCAUGCCGCGGCGUGCGGAGAGCGAUGAGCGCAGUGCCGCCCAGGCGCCACAUUCGUUAUUCGACGGCGUCUCAUCGGAAUUGUUGCGGUGUCCGCGCCAGCAGUUCCAGCAGCUGCGACAGUGCCUGUUGUCAGUAAGUGCUCCACAUGCAGACAUCUAUUUGGUGUUGCGCAUCGAGAAGGUGCUGCAGUGCAGCAUCGCUCAGGCGGCCGAGCCGUAUCUGAAAGCGGCACGCGAUGCCAAACUGGGCCAGAAGGUGUACAAGGCGGCCAAGAACUGUGCCCAGCACAUCGGACACUAUCGCCAGCCAUUCGCCUGGGCGGCCAAGCCUCUGUUCAAGGCCUACAGCCACGAACUGGAUGUGGAGUCGCAGUGUUUGUUCGAGUUCAAUACCAUCUAUCGCCAGGAAUUGCCCAAGCUGCGCGAUGACGAGCUACUCAAACUGCUUGUCGACUAUCGCAAGCCGGAGAAGCUGAGCAAAUUGACGAUUAUACCAGGUUUUAUGCGGCUGCAGCUGCAGCUGCUGGAUCAGACGACGCCGUGCGGGCUCAGCAAAUCUCUGGCGCCCUUGUCCACGUUCAGUGCCUCGACCAAGCAGCAACUCACACUGGAACUCUCCGAGUUUCAGAGCCAAGCCGAGCGCGAUGCGUAUCCCUACACCAAUUUCUGCAAUCAUCUCUAUGUGUAUCCACUGAGUCUGCAAUUCGAUAGCCAAAAAUUAUUCUCACGCGCUCGCAACAUUACAGUUGUUGUCGAGCUGCGCGAUGGCGAUGGCGAGUACAGUAAACCCCUAAAGUGCAUCUAUGGCCGACCCGGUCAGGAUUUGUUGGUCUCACAGAUUGCGAGUCCGGUGCUGCAUCACAAUGUGACGCCCACUUGGUAUGAGGAGAUUAAAUUGCGUCUGCCACUGGGUCUGUUUGCGGAGCAUCACUUGCUCUUCUCCUUCUAUCACGUGUCCUGCAAUCUGAGCAAGAAACGCGACGCACACGCCGCUUUCGAGACGCCCAUUGGCUAUGCCUGGCUGCCGCUGCUGCAGAAGAAUCGCAUCUGCCUGGAGGAGCAACUGUUGCCCGUUGCUGCCACGCUCCCCGUUGGUUAUUUAUCCAUACAGCCGCUGGGCUGGGGCAAGGGGCAGAACUGCGGUCCGGACAUUCAAUGGAUCGACAAUCAGCGACCGCUUUACAACGUUGGUCUCCGCUUGGACUCCACGGUGCUGACGGCCGAUCAGCAUCUGCAUAACUUUUUUGCCCACUGCGAGCGGCUGCUGGAAGGCGGAAAGACUGGAGCCCUGCCCGCCGAAACGGAGACGUGCAAGAUCCUGAAGGCGGCACAUGCCAUCGAUAUGCGUUCACUUAUCAAUUUUCUGCCCACGCUGCUCAACGAACUGUUCACGCUGCUGGUGCACACACAGUCCGAGGAGAUUGGCCAGAAUGUGAUUCGUGUGCUGACGAACAUCAUCCAUCUGAUCAGCGAUGAUGCCAAGCGCACCGAGCUGCUGGCUGCGUACGUCAAGUAUGUGUUCAAUGCGCCAUACUACAGCCAAAAGACGGCACGAUUACGCACGGUUCAUGGUGAGCUGUGUCGUCAUUUGCCCCACCUGCUCAGUCCCAACAAUCCGGACUUUCUCAUCGUGAACAAAAUCAUGCGUUACUCGUCGAUCUUCUUUGAUCUGAUUGUGAAGAGCAUGGCACAGCAUCUGUUGGCCACGGGUCGCAUUCGCAUGUUGCGCAACGAGCGUUUCCCCAAGGAGUAUGCGGAUCGUGUGGAGCAGCUAAUCAAGAUGCUCGUCACGUACAUAACAACCCGCUACGAUGAUCUCGGCGAGGAGACACAGCAACUGAAUCGUUCCCUGGCGCGUUUUGUGCGUCAGUGUCUCAGCUACAUGGAUCGUGGAUUUGUGUUCAAGCUAAUCCGUUUCUAUAUGGAACAGUUUGCGCCUGGCAAUCCACGUGUGCUGCACGAGUAUAAGUUCAACUUUCUGCAGGAGAUUUGCCAGCACGAGCAUUAUGUGCCACUCAAUCUGCCGUUUGUACUCAAUCCCAAGAAUCGACCGCCCGAAUUGUUGCAGCAUCUCACACUCUCCGAGCAGUUUUGUCGCCAGCACUUCCUCUCCGGCCUUCUGCUGCAGGAGCUAAAGAGCAGCCUCAACGAGGUCGGGCACGUGCGUCGCCAUGCCCUAUCCAUCUUCAAGGAUUUGCUGGCCAAGCACGAACUGGACGCACGCUAUCAGCAACGUGGUCAGCUAUGCCGCAUCGCCCUGCUGUAUGUGCCCUGGCUGGGCAUUGUCAUGGAUAACCUGCAUCGCAUCGAUGAUCUGUCCGAUGCGAGCCCUUGUACGCCCAACGGACACGUCUAUGCCGACUCCGCAUCCUAUACAAAGCGUCUUAGCUGCUCCAGCAGCUAUGUGUUUAGCAAGGACUCCUCAACGUUUGGCUCGCUGACCUCCACACCGCGCUCGAAGAAUCGCCUCACAGUGCAUACCGAUCAGGCGAGUCCCUGUCGCACCUCGAUGCACAUCAAGGAUCACAAUUAUCUGGCCGCCAUCGCUGGCACAGCCAUUGGCAAUGGCGUCUCCAAUCUGUCGCUUAACUCCAACUCCGAUUCAGGCCACUCACAGGACACGACCACAAUUGGAGCCUACACAAAUGGGGAAACGGAUGUGCCGCUGCGCAAUGGCCACAAUCGAUCCGUGAGUGUGACCCAUGCACAGAUUCUGUCGCGCUGCGAUAAGUUUAGUGCUGCCGAGAGCAAGGAUCUGCUGCUUGGCUUCCUGUUUAUUGUGAAGCAUCUGUCGCAGGAUCAAAUAGUCGCCUGGUGGCAGAACUGCAACGAGACAGAGACCCUGCAGUUCCUAUCAAUAUUAGACCUGUGCCUCCUGCAGUUCCGCUACGUGGGCAAAAAGCAUGUGGUGCUGGCGACUGAGGCGCGUGUGCAGCGACCAACUAAGGCCCAUACGCUGCCUGCCAGAAGUACGCCGCCUGUGCUGGAGAAUGGCAAUCAGGAGCCGCAAAGCAACGGCACUGGCACACUCACCCAGACGCGGGAACAUCUGCUGGAGGAUAUGGAUCUCUCGGCCCGAACACAGCAGGCGCUGUAUGAAUCGAAUCUGGCCACAGAAGUGGGCAUGAUCAUACUGGACUGCCUGGGCCUGUAUCUUCUGCAGUUCCGUCAACUACUCGCCGACAGUCUGGUGCUGCCCAAGCUGGCGCGCGUCUAUUUGCGUUUCCUGCAACUGGGCCAGUCGGAGCGUCUCUCCAAGCACGUCUUUGCCGCCCUGCGCGCUUUCAUAAACAACUAUGCCAUGGCUCUGUUCAAGGGCAAUGCCAUGCUCUGCGGCCAGAUGGUCUAUGAGCUGUUGAAGGCCUGCGAUAGCCGCCUGGUGGAAAUACGUCACGAGUCCUGCGCAGUGCUCUACUUGUUGAUGCGCAGUAAUUUUGAGUUUAGUGGCCGCAAGGCACUGACCCGUGUCCAUCUGCAGGUCAUCAUCUCCGUGUCGCAAAUGAUUGGCAAUGUGAUCGGGCUGAAUAAUGCGCGUUUCCAAGAGAGCCUGUCGAUCAUCAACAGCUAUGCCAACAGUGACAAGGCCAUGAAGGGCACCGGCUUUCCACUCGAGGUCAAGGAUUUGACGAGACGGGUGCGCACUGUGCUGAUGGCCACGGCCCAGAUGCAGGCGCAUCACAUGGACCCGGAACGACUGCUGGAACUGCAAUAUUCGCUGGCCAAUUCGUAUGCCUCUACGCCGGAGCUGCGUCACACCUGGCUAGUAACCAUGGCACGUAAUCACGAACAGAAUGGCAACCUGUCGGAGGCCGCCUGCUGUCAUCUGCACAUUGCGGCGCUCAUGUGCGAAUAUCUGCGAUUACGUGGCGGCUGCACGCUCAGCUGGUCCUCGACGGCUUUUGGACGGAUAUCGCGCAAUAUUCCGCGCGAUGAGCAGGGCCUCAAGCUGGAUGCCGGUGCCCAGGACUCGCAGUAUACGGAGCAAAUGCUGCUCGAGCAGCUCAAGCAAUGCGCCGAUUUUCUCGAUCGUGCAGAGCGUUUCGAGUGCCUCGGCGAACUCUACAAGCUCAUCCUGCCCAUCUAUGAGCGGGCGCGCAACUUCAUCGAACUGGCCCAAAGUUAUGAGCAUCUCACCCAGGCAUACAAUAAAAUUGUCGAGGUUAAUCGGUCUGGGAGGCGUAUGUUGGGUCGAUUCUAUCGCGUCGUCUUCUACGGCAUGAUGUACUUUGAGGAGGAUCAUGCCGUUGAGUUUGUGUACAAGGAGCCAAAGCUGACAUCGCUAAGCGAGAUUUCGGAUCGUUUGAACAAACAGUAUAAGGAAAAGUUUGGUGCCGAUGUCGUCAAACUUAUUAUGGAUUCAUCGCCGGUCAAAGUUGAGGAACUGGAUGCCAAACUUGCCUACAUACAGGUCACCCAUGUGAUACCCUUCUUCACCAAAGAUGAGCUCGAUCAACGUCUCAAUGAGUUCGAACAGAAUCAUGAUGUGGACACAUUCAUGUAUGAGACACCAUUCACCAAGUCUGGUGCCGCACGCGGCAACGUUGAGGAGCAAUGGAAACGUAAAACGGUCAUUAAGACCACAUAUUCAUUUCCAUAUGUCCUCAAACGCAUACCAGUCAAAUCGCGCGAAAUCAUCGAGCUGAGUCCCAUUGAGGUGGCCAUCGAUGAGAUGCAAUCAAAGGUUUCAGAGCUGGAGGAGAUCAUUCUGCCACCUGCGGAUGUUAAGAAGCUGCAGCUGCGUCUUCAGGGCAGCGUAGCAGUCACGGUGAAUGCGGGACCAUUGGCAUAUGCGCAUGCCUUCCUGGACGCCAAGGUGAUCAAUAACUUUUCGCUGGAUCGGGUCGAGGAUUUAAAGGAUGUAUUUCGUGACUUCAUUGGCGUCUGUCAUAAGGCGUUGCGUGUGAACGAGCGCAUGAUCAGUGCCGAUCAGAAAGAGUAUCAUCAUGUGCUCAAGGAGAACUAUGAGAAGCUGUGUCAAGCGCUCAGUGAGUUACUCCAAGACGAGUCAUUCCAGCCGCUUAGCGACGAUGCCGACACAGCUGCCCAGCGCAAUAGCAUGGCUUUAUUCAAUGCGAUCAGUGGCGCCUCACAUAACUCAAGUUUUGGUUAUGCCGUUUAUUAAAGUCCAUGCAAACCAGCAAAUACCAUAUACCCUACACAAAUCAUACAGCAUAUAUUGAACUACAUAUACCAUAUAAAUACGCGAACACAUCCAUACACGAUAAAAUAAAUAGAAGUAACUAAUGUUUCAACUAGCUGAACCAAGUUCCAGUACACACGAAAAAACUUGUUAAUUUAUAAAUCCGUUUAGCGCUUAUCAA